AUGUCGGAGUAUCCUGUCCCGCAAACUGCAAAACCCACAAAACCGCCACAUUCCUCGACGACACUAGUAGGAUCACAAAUCAAAAUGACUAUCAUGAGCACUUCCUCUGGCAAUUGCCGAUGGCGCCGCGAAGACAAGGACAAUGAAAUCUCCCGCAAAUGCUCUAGUGCGCCUCAAGUGUGGGGCGAAAAGAAUGCGCACGAAAGGAUCAGAGAUGACAAGUUCUCAUCCCAGCUUUCGAUCGAUUCCCGACUACAAAAUGGCGACAAGCGCAUUCCCACCUCCCAAUUAAAAGGAGGAAGCACAUCCAUUGUUAUACGGCGGCAUACGAAGAGACGGCGCGUUCAUUUUGGUCGGUUCUCCGAGGUAUACGAACUGGACGCUGACAACGAACAAGUAACCGCAGAAAUUGGCUGGUACAGUCGCAAAGAACUUUUCCAAAUGAAAGUUCGCGCGAAGCGUCUGCCUAAGGCCGGCUCCAGCAUUGACGUUUUGUCUGAUGCAUACGGAGCCAACGUCGAAGAGAACGACAUCGUUCAACGGCUUGGCGCGAGCGAAGAUUUUCAGGAUCGUCGAGGUCUAGAACUGCUAUCUUCGGAGCAUCAUUGCUUUUCUCGGAACCUGACUAUUUGCUCGGUCAAGGGCGAAGUUCUAUUGGAACAGGCCAGUCAGGUGAUACAAGGAAAAAGCGAUGCCGUGAAGAUUGCCAAAGCGUACGCAUAUGCAAGUGAACCGGCAGUACGCUUUGCUCGUCUUCUAGGAAUCGUUGACGCACUCACAACUGGUAAACAAAUGGGCACCUUGGAAAGUGACUCCAGUCUUUAUUCGAGCAAAUUGUCGCAUCUCUCAAAUCACUCUGCCUUUUCCAGAAAGGGUGGCCGAACAACUGACUUUACGCUACCCGGAAAGAUGGGGUCUGUUCAGAAAUUCGUCGAAGGCAAAUAUCACUUUUUUGUACUUCGUUCAUCCUGGGCUAUGUCUCUCAUGAGCAUUGGUUUUCAUACGAAAGAGGAAUUGAUGGAGAUUGUUUCGGUUGGUUUAAUCAAGCUACUUUCGUACUCGGAUCGCAGUGCAAAACCCUCUCACAAGCAUCUGUUUCAUACGAAAGAGGAAUCGAUGGAGGUAAUUUCUGUCAGAUUGGUCGCUGUCUUAGUGCAAUUUCACCACAGCAAGCGAAAUCCUUGUUUUGUUCCGGACUGCCUCGUGUAUUUACCAAAUCACUACUAG
Molecule: messenger RNA, 1227 nt
Organism: Phaeodactylum tricornutum CCAP 1055/1
Lineage: Eukaryota; Bacillariophyta; Bacillariophyceae; Surirellales; Neidiaceae
Exons: 3
Coding region: 1-1227 (408 amino acids)
Source: RefSeq, a predicted model, not a curated record